This is a messenger RNA of Adineta ricciae, 216 nucleotides long. Lineage: Eukaryota; Metazoa; Rotifera; Eurotatoria; Adinetida; Adinetidae. The record is from the annotation of a GenBank genome assembly.
AUGGAAACAAUUAAAAAUGCUGCCAAUGCGGUCGGAGAUAAGAUCAAUGAAGUAAUCAGUGGUUCAUCAGCAGAAUGUAACAAGGAAAAAGCUAAGGACUCAAGCAACACUGCUGGUGAACGUAUUGGUGCUGGCAUUGAUUAUGUUAAAGAUAAAGCCGAAGAAGCUGGUCACGCUGCUUCGAAAGAAGUUAACAAACAAAAAGCUAUGCACUAG